GUCAUCUGUCAUUAACUAUCACUAUGAUGCUUUUAAGUGAGUUUAUCAAAAAAGAGUCUCCAGUACACGACAAACAGUCACUGUGUUAAGAUCUUUCUGACAAAAUGAGCAAUACACGCAAAAGGAUGUCCCAUUAUCGGCCUUGGGGCUCGACAGAGAACGGUCAGAUAGAAUUCGAGUCCUUGUCGGACGAGACUCUGGAAGGUGCUCUCGAUGUAAUACGAAAGAGCUUUUUUCUUUACGAGAGCGUAUCCAUAGGCGUGGAAUUGACUUCUGAACCGGGAGCGUCCGAGGAGCUCGAAGAGCUCUGUUUAAACGCGGCCAAGGACGGCGUGAGUGUGGUAGCUAUCGACGUCACCACGAACGAAGUUGUCGGUGUCUCGUUCAACAAAAUCCAAGUGGCUACCAACAGUUCCGAAGAAAGCUUCUUCGAGCACUUUAGAGACAACUGUCAAUAUAAAUCAUCGAAGGCUCUGAUGAACUUCAUGAUCGACAUGGAUUCGCGGAUAAAUCUCUUCAAGCAUUAUUACGUCAAUUGCAUUCUUGAGAUCAUGUUCCUAGCGACUCUGCCCGCUUAUGGGAAACGACGAAUAGGUGAGAUGUUGAUCACUUCGUCAUUGGAACUCGGCAACAAACUGAGACAUGGUAAAAACGUAAGGAUACCCGUCAUGAUACACGGCAGUAACGAAGUGACAAAUGCCGAUGCGAUACCGACCUUGGCCUCCGCCAUCAUGACAUCCAGUUAUUCGCAACGAAUCGCGAUAAAACUUCACUUCGACCAAGUUUUGGAAGUUCAAUACGAUCAGUUUGAGUUUAACGGGAAAAAGUUCAGCGAGAGAAUAGACCAGAAGCACCAACGAGUUGUUUUGGUAGCUAAGAGACUUUCUUCGAUUUAAACAAUGAUCGCGUGAUAGCGCUAAUAGACAAAGAACCUUUUUACAUUGCGACGAUCAAUUGGAUUUAGGAAUAAUAUAGAUUAAGGAUAAUAAUAUAGAUUUCAUUAUCUAUAUAGGAAUAAUAAUACCUCUAAUAUUUUAAUAAGAGAUAUUACAGAAAUAAUAUCUAUUAUUAUUUCUAAAAUUAGAAAUAAUUCUCUUAUUAUUCCUCAAAUAUAUUAUUACAUUUACUUCAAAGUAUCAAAUUUCUUAAAUAUCAAACGUUUGUAAUAUUAUCUUAGCAUUUAUUUCUUUACAGAGAGUAUCCUAAUUUUUUUCACUUAUUCGCAAUAUUUUUUUAAAAUAAAAAUUUUAAGGUAACGUUCGUUAUACAUAUAACAUGCAAUAUUGUAAUUAUAUUACUGUUCACAGUAAUAACAUAUUAAUAACGAGCAGUAUAAUAGUUUCAAAAGUUAUAUUGCAUACAUAAUAUUACGUAAUUAUAACAUUAAGUAACAUUUUAUAUUACAUGUUAAUCCUGUAUUACAUAACAUACAUAUUCUGUGUUUACUGAGAUACAUAUAUAAUGACCAUCAUGCCGAACGUCCGCUUCAGUAACUGUCAUCGUCCCUUCCUUAGAGAAGUUGAGAGGCAUAAUUAUUUGUAUGAGCGGGCUUCCUCAAUCUGUUCACAAAAUCAUAAUAACCAGUAGGAGCGGAAAAGACAUUAGUAAAUUAAUCUACGUCGUAGCGUUAAAAUCUUAACGUUACUUUUUAAAUCGGAACCAAUGGAAUUUUACUAAUUUUUAGUGUUAUAUGUUGAGAAAAAAUAAAUAAAUUAGAGUAUAAUACAAUUCUUGAUAAAUUCUUAAUAAUUGAUUAAAUUAAUCGAAGCUUAGAAUUGUUUAAGUUGCUUUAUACUAUUGGAAUUAAAGAAAUAAAAAUUGUAAACAUUGCGCUAUUUACUGAAACUGCUGAAGUAACUUCAGAUUUCUUACGUCUUCAUGUUUUCUUAUACAAUUUUAUAUAUUUCACCCUUUCUACCCCUUGUUACUAUUAUUGUAUUAUUGAGCAUCAAUAAAAGUGAAAAAGAUUCGAUCUUAGCGCA
This is a messenger RNA of Solenopsis invicta (red fire ant), 1982 nucleotides long. RefSeq lists its product as uncharacterized. Bases 105 to 896 code for a protein of 263 amino acids. Lineage: Eukaryota; Metazoa; Arthropoda; Insecta; Hymenoptera; Formicidae. Gene Ontology annotation, molecular function: N-acetyltransferase activity. The transcript is spliced from 3 exons. The record is from RefSeq and is a predicted model, not a curated record.